AAUGAAGAAGCACCUCAGAUUUGUUUCCCGUUUGGCUUCUGUGAGUUUAUUCUGUGGUCACAUUCCUCCACGGAGUUAUUUAUUCGUUUCUCUGGAAGCAGGAGAAAAGAGGCCUCCUCCUCCUCCUUUUCCUCCACAAAGUGCAACAGUCCGGCGGGUCUAGCAGCGAGCAGCCGAACGUGGAGGCUGAAGGGCGGCGUGCUGCGCGGAGCUGGUCGGUAACACAACAACACAACAAAGUGCUCCGCUCCGCCGCCGAGUUUCACGGUGUGUGUGUGUGUGUGACUUUCUCUCCAUAGAGUUUCACUGAGUUUACAUCCGGGUUUUUUCCCUAGGCAAUGGGAGUCGCAGCACCGCCGUUCCUUAGGCAAAGUGAAAUAAAUUCGCCGCACCGACACAAAAAGUAGUCCGCUUCCCGAACACAUCCCCCCCGCGCCUCGGCUCGCUCAUCGGCCCGAUUUAACGAACUUUAACGGCCAUAAGGACCGACAUCGACCGCUCCCCGGCGGAUAAGCGAGCUCCCGCCGGAGCCGCGAGGAGUUUUUGUGCCCCUUCGUCCAGCUCCGCGGCGCAGGGAUCUGUGAUGUGCUGAGGCUGAGCUGAAUGAGAUUGAAGAAGAGUUCUUCUUGUUUUGUAGCUUCAGUUUCUCUCUUUUUACACAAUUUCCACUAAAAGUCACCCCGAAACACGACAGCUGGGUCCAGCCCCGCGGGGAGGAGGCGGCCGGGCUGUGUGUGCGCCUCUGUUUCACCGCGGAUCGGCUUCUUACACACAUAUAUAUUUAAUUAAUCCAGAGGAGGACUGCUGCUGAGGCAGCACAGAGGGGUGGAGUCCGGUCCCACAGCCAGGUGCACCACUUUAAUGCUUCAGUUGGAUGGUUUUCCUACUGGAGACAGUGUUCAGGCUGAUCGAUCGGCUGGCAGACUGACUGGAUCCAUGAUGGAAUUACAGACGUUACAGGAGGCCCUGAAGGUGGAGAUCCAGAUCCAUCAGAAACUGGUUGCUCAGAUGAAGCAGGACCCUCAGAACGCAGAUCUGAAGAAGCAGCUCCACGAACUUCAAGCAAAGAUCACAGCGCUCAGCGAGAAGCAGAAAAAGGUGGUGGAGCAGCUGAGGAAGGAGCUGCUGGUGAAGCAGGAGCCGGAGGCCAAGCUGCAGCUGCAGGUCCAAACUCCUCCAGGAGGAGGAGACAUCAAGCCGGCCAACCCACUGCAGAGCCAGCAGAUACCUGGAGCGCUGCAGCAGACGCUGACAGUGACGCCGGUCCUCACCACGAAGACGCUGGUGCUGAAAGCUGCCCCCGGCACCGUCCUGCCGCAGCGCCCGCCCACCGUCGCUAUGGUAACCACAGCUAUCACCAAACCCGACUCGCAGAACGCCCCCAUCAACCUCCAGGUGGCCGGCAAGCUGACCAAUCAGAGCUCGGAGCCCAUGCGACUGGUGUCCAAGAACGCCAUGGUGGUGCAGGCCGCCGCCGCCGCCGCCCAGCCAAUCAAAGUUCCUCAGUUUGUCCCGCCUCCUAGACUGACGCCUCGACCCGCCUUUCAGCCACAGGUCCGGCCAAAGCUGGCCACGCCCACCAAUGUCCCUAUCGCGCCGGCCCCUCCCCCACCCAUGAUGGCGGCCCCCCAGUUGCUGCAGCGGCCCGUCAUGUUGGCCACCAAGCUCUCGUCCUCGCUGUCGUCGUCGGCGCCCAUCCACCAGGUCCGCAUCGUCAACGGCCAGCCCUGCAGCAAGACCGGUGCCGCCCCGCUGACGGGCAUCGUCAUCACCACGCCAGUCUCCGCUGCACCCACCCGCCUCGCCAGCCCCGCCCAGGUGCCCCUGCCCACCCCCGUCCCCACUCAGACUGCGGUCCAGCCGAUCCAGAUCAGCAGCCUGACCACUGAGCCCAAGCAGACUGUUAAACCGGGAGGAACAGAGCAGCACGCCGUCGUCAGCCUCCCGUCCUCCUCCUCCUCCUCAACCCCUCCUGUGUCUCCUCCUCCCAGGCCCCUCAAGAAAGAGGAGAACCCAGAGAAACUGGCCUUCAUGGUGUCCUUAGGCCUGGUAACACACGACCACCUGGAAGAAAUUCAGAGCAAAAGACAGGAGCGUAAGAGGAGAACGACGGCCAACCCGGUGUACAGCGGCGCCGUGUUUGAACCCGAGAGGAAAAAGAGUGCAGUGAGUUACCUGAACAGCCCUCUUCACCAGGGGACCAGGAAGAGAGGUCGUCCACCCAAAUACAGCAGCGUCCCGGACCUGGUCAGCCUCACCCCGACCUCCCCCUCCAGCCCCGUCCAUCCCCUCCCCCUGCCCAGCCCCAGCUCUGGGGAUGGAGACAUCCAUGAGGACUUCUGCACUGUGUGCAGACGCAGUGGCCAGUUGCUCAUGUGCGACACGUGUUCUCGUGUUUAUCACCUGGACUGCCUGGAUCCACCCCUGAAAACCAUUCCUAAAGGCAUGUGGAUCUGUCCAAAAUGCCAAGAUCAGAUCCUGAAGAAAGAAGAAGCCAUUCCCUGGCCCGGCACCCUGGCUAUCGUUCAUUCCUACAUCGCUUACAAAGAAGCUAAAGAAGAGGAGAAGCAGAAGCUGAUGAAGUGGAGCUCGGAGCUGAAACUGGAGCGAGAGCAGCUGGAACAGAGAGUCAAGCAGCUCAGCAACUCCAUAACAAAAUGCAUGGAGACCAAAAACACCAUCCUGGCCCGCCAGAAGGAGAUGCAGCUCUCCCUGGACAAAGUCAAACACCUGAUUCGCCUCAUCCAAGCCUUCAACUUCAACCAGGCUCUGGCAGAGACGGAGGGCAAAGACAUGAGAGUCCCGGACAGGGCUGAGGCCGCGGUCAGCUCUGAAGCUCUGCCCAAAGUCAACUCGGCGGAGAAGGUGAAGGCGGGGAGCUCCUUGGCCAGCGUCAUCACCGAAGGGAGCAAGCCCGAGGAGCACGGAGCCGCGGGGAGCCACCAGACGGGCGGAGACACCUCCGGCCAGCCCGACAGCACAGUCCUAACGGCAGAUAGCGGCACCGGCGUGGGGGCGGACGGAAAGGCGGGGCCGGGGGGAGGGGCUAACACGGGGACUGGUCUCCAGGCGGAGAUCGUAGCCAAGCCUGAGACUGAGGUGGCCGCGGCAGCUAACGUUCCCGCUUCUUCGGCCGUCGCCACCACCAACGGCACAGCCGAGCCAGCCCGUCCCGAUCGGAGCCCCGGUGGAGGCCAUGGCGCCAACGCCGCCACCGGCUCUGAGAACAAGACGACUGCCGUCAACCCCCCAGAGACGCCGGCGGAGAAGAAACAGGAGGAGAUCACCGGAAGCGAUGGCAGCAACACCAACAACAGCAAAACCUCAGAACCCUCCCAGCAUUCUUUGCCAGCUCUCGUCAGCAGUUUGGACAAUAAAAAGUAACGCGGCGUCUCUUCAGUCGGGGAAUUCAAACAUAUAUAUUAAAAAAAAGACUCUUGCUUGCACCGUGUGGUGCCCUGAAGUUGCCAAUCUGUAUAAAUGUUGUUUGUUUGCAUUGUAUUGUCAGACUGUGUCAAUGGUAGAUAUACAGCCCAAGUCACGUGACUCUGGGAAGACGUAGGCUGUUCCACCCACUGAGCUGGGGUACAGGAAGGCGUGCGCACCAGUGUCAUCAUGCCAAUUAGUGAUAGACGUCAUGGUGGGAAUGCUCAAAGGGAGAUUUAACUCAUCAUCACACCAGUGUGUGCCUGUUACAGUGGCCCCUGUUCCCUGCGAGGUGGGGAGACGGUUCACAUGGGUACGAAGAACGCCGAGAACGUGGAACCAAACAUCUGUCAGGGGUUACUGGUCUAAAGCAGUGUUGUGAUAAAUGAACCUGUUCGUGCCCUCGUCCCAACGAACUUAAUGUGAACGACCCUGAACCUUAACCAUCCGUCCCGACCUUCCCAAUCGUACGAUCCUCGCCCGGCCGACCUCCGGAUCUCUUCGGUGAGGAGAGAAACCCGUGCAUACCUUCACCCCUUCACUGUGAAAAGGCUUCAGUUUGCUUCAAACACAGAGUGGUACCAACCACAGGCGCUGCAGAUGCAAACAGUCUGUGAAUUACGGUGAACUUUGCAGAGAAAAUGAUGCGUUAGCCAACACCACUCACGCUGAGCGGCCUAACUUACCUUAACCCAGGUACCCGACAGCUGGGUACAAACAACUGUUGAAGGGAGCGAAAGAUAAAAGGCUGAAAAUGGGAUUUUCAGUCCGUCCUCAAAGUUGAUUACCGCUAACAGCUCUGAAAAUCAUACCUUAGACUGAUAACCUUCGAUAUCAGCCAGAGACCCUCCUCAGACAUCGUCUUUUUAAAGACGGCGGUUGGCGCUUUGAAGCAUGCGGCUGCCUUGAAGGUGACGGGUCUGACUUUCCAGAUGAGACUGAUUGGCAGCAUGUCCGCUCAUCAAACCACACGUACACCUGGUGGUGUAAACCCGGGCUCACCUGCCCAGGUCCGAGAACAAUACACAUUAUUGCAGAAACCUCAAAGGCCUCGACAUCGUCGCAAGAAAAGCUCUGUUGAAGCACACUGACGCCUUUGGAAAGACUUCCCAAGCGAUCCAGAAUCCCUACAUUAUUCCCACUCCCAGUCACCCGGUAACCAAACGGCCCAUCCUCUCCCCAUCUCCUCCCACCUGAGCUCAGGCAGCAAAGACGCCGAGCGGCGCGUUCGGCAGGUACAAAGGACGAGGUCGAACAGGCUCGGUAGCCGAACAGAUGUUUUCAGUGGUGUCGGUCAAGUGUAGUGAUUGAGUUUUCAUUCGUGAGUCAAGUGUGUCAACUGUGAGCACUAAAUGUGAAAUUGCAAUAUUGCAAUGUCAACACACACAAACUAUAUCUGGGCUGUGUUUCUUUUUUAUAGGAAAAGAUAUUCAGGUCUUCCUAGUCUUCUUCAGAAUAAGUGCUUUCUGUUCCUGAACCUGCUGGACUGGCAUUAUCCACACACAAAGGAGUCCUCUUUUUGAAGCGGUCGUCUUUGCAUCGUGUGCGUUUCUGUUGAAUCCUGAACUGCCAAAACGACGUACCCAAAUUCAGCAGGGACAAGUCCACUUACUGUAUCGAAAGAUCAAAUCACCGGCGUUGUAAGAUAUUUAGAUGCUACCAUUUCAGAAAUUGGAAGUCCCCAGAUUGAGACAGGAGAGCUUACUAAACAAUAACAUUAAAGGAACUUUUUUCCUUCAAACGGAGGGAUUUGUCGUACGAAGCUGCUCCUUCCGACGGAUCUCAAAGGACGAUAAUCCUGAGAUUAAAGCACAAGCUUGCUGCAUUACAAAGAAGUGCUGAAGAGCUUUUUGUAUGUUAAUAUGGAAUUAAACAGAGUAUGCAUCUCUUUGUUGUGAUGUGACUUAUCCCCCACAUUGCCAAUAUUUUUCUCGGAGGACACACAAACCUCUGUCUGACGUGCGUAGUUCCUGUUUUUGGGAGGAGCGGCCCGAGAAGCGCCUUCGUCCCCUCGCGGUCAGACAUGUGCGUCUCUUUUCUUUCUGUGUGGCCGAAGCGCGACGCUGUCGUUUGUGGCUGUCGGUUCAGGUGGGUCUGCUGAGCCGAUCACUGCUGGCUUCUUGUUGGGAGCGAGGCAAUGACGGCGCCUCUGGUUGUGCUGGAAUUUCUGUCGCUUUCUUUCUUUGAGCUGUUUUGGAGCAUCGUUGCCCAGGUUUCAGUCGCCCGGCGGCGUCUUCACCCCUGACUGCCGACGCCGUUUGUUUUCUGUCAUCGUGCACGUUCGCUGGGAAUAGAGCCGCUGGAUGCAGAGCUCCAUAUCGCUGCUCUGUUCUUUGCAGCUGGUCGAGAAGUCGAGCGAUGACCUCGAGCAGUAAAAAAGAUUUUGUGGCCUUUGAGUCGGGAAUUCAAAACGAUGCGUUGGAGCGCCAAAGUGACACGGCCAGCUCCAAAGCAUCCAAGCAGCACACUGGACGUGUGUGACUGAGGCAGGUCAGGAGCUCUGCUGUGAGUGGCUGUGAUACCCUGUAGGUGCGGGGUAGGCCCAGCAGCAGAGGAGGAUGAGGAACACGUGAAGGUGGCCGCGUGUUUCAGCCUGUGUUGCUUACUGAUGAAACGUCAGUAGUUGGACUUUCCUGCUAACACCUGUACAGUCUCUGGAGUGCAGAUAGAAGGCGUUUAGCGACGUGCACGUGGCGGUGACCGCAGAGGUGAACACGCCGCAGGGCGACUGCGGGUGACUGUUAACUUCAUAUCACUACGACCAUGUCGGCAUAUCUGACACCCGGUGUUCUCGUAUACAGACCGCCUUCAUUCAGAAGAUCCCACAGAAACGUUUCCAUGCGUUUGGCCGCCGUGUCGCGUUUUAUGCCGUCGGUCUGAAUGAAGAGCUCGGCCAUUCGAACACAGACAGGAAAGAAGAGCCAGAGAUGCAACUCUAACAAAAAAAAAGAAAAGAAAAAGGCAACUAACGUGUCCCCGGGUCCCUCUGAGUAUCAUUCGUUGUGUGUUUUGUUGUUUGUCGGCGUUCUUCAUCACACGAGGCUGUGUUCACUCAUAGGUAGAGCAGAGUAGUCAUCGAGUCUCAACAAGGUUUUCUUUCAAAGAGCCCGAACUUGUGUUCCAGUCAGACUGGACCUCUCCCUCUGUACAGUAGGUACCUCGAGUGCCUUUCUUCAAACAGCAGAUAAUAUUUGUCUCUUGACUUGCACUGUGACUUGUAGAACCUUACUAACCCCUCCGUAUGACCCUCCGGUCCCCCGUCCCAGGAGCUCCCCCCAAACUCCGGAGCACAAACUCGGUCCCUCCACCUCAGGCUGCCAGUAGUCGAUGCAAGUUAAAUCUACAUUUCAUAUAUGAUGCCGUUUGAAAUCGACCGCAUAGUGUUUUGUUGAUGUUUAAUAGAGGAGUUGCCUUAAAUGUGUUUUAUUUUAGUUUUUUUCUGUGAUUAACUUUUACAUUCGGAGAAAAAAAACACCUGUGCAGACGCGAAGGUCAGAGGUCGUUUGGUGAGAAGCAGUCGGGGUUUUCCCGACGAUGAUGAUGAUGACCCGCUCGGAGCUGUGUUGUGAUGCACUUUUUGAUUUGACCAGUAUUAUCGGACCGGGAUCGGUCAGCGACGCAGAGCGCAGGCGUGAAUCCCAGUUCCCCGGAUUUCCUGGCUGGACUCGCGUUCGUUUUAUUUUGAAAGGUCCGUCGUUGCCUCUGCACUGUUCUGGUUCUUCUUUGGCUUCAGAUAACGCCCGAGUUUGCUAAAUCAGGUCACAUGAGGCGUCUGGCAUGAUCAAACUUUGACCCGAUUAACAGCAUCUGUCAGUGCAGCGGCGGCAGUGGAGCGCAUGCCUUCUUAUGCAAACUUUGAUAAUAGACGUGUCGAAACGUUUUUUUGAUAUGCAUCUGCUUUGAUUUUUACGUUUUCAUGUGAAACUCGAGUCACUUUCUUUUCUUUGGGCGUUCUGGCAGACACGGAUGCCAGAGCACGCCGUUUAGGUGUUAAACGUUGCAGCGACCAUCCGCGUUCAACGGGUUUCUUCAGAAUCAGAAGGUUUUUCCAUGGAUGUAUGAAGAAGAACUGGACACCUGUUCUCCACUGACACGGUGCCGUUUGUGGGGCGGUCCUACCGCAGAACGCUUACCGGUGAUUGGUAGAAGUAGCCUGUGGAUUUGGAGUAACGUCACCCCAAGUUUGACCAGCGCUUGGUUCAAACAUGAACGCAGUCGACGGAUUGUGUCCGCCGCUAGUUUCUUUCUGGGAAGUUACCCCAACUUUGACCUCAUCAGCACCUUGUCAGUGGAACGCAGGAGGAAGAUCAUCGAAAAAGUAGUCCUAGCUUUGUCUGGCUCGUGGGUUAACUCUUUUCCUGGCAGGUUUUCAGAGAAAUCGCUGCUCUGAUUGGUUCUGCUUUGUUCAAUGACUGUUUGAUUCAUGGCUUGGCCGAGGUUUAGGUGAUGCCGGGCUACAGAGCAGGAGAUCUGUGGGGGGAAGGAGGCAUGCGUUAGGCCUGAGUGUCUGCCCUGCGUCAGCUCUCUGAAUACAUCCAUGGGUUUAGGUUCUUUGUUGUAGUCUUGAUUUGGCUGAUGUGGCGUGCCGACUGUUGGGAUCCCAGCAGAGCUGCGAGGGUUCGGGGAGGAAGGCUCUCUCUAAAUUGCUUCUCAGUUUCGAUUUCUCUGAGCCGUCCGGGUGAACUUAUCCAAAGAACACUGAGAACAUACAUUUAGUCUCUGCAUAUCAUACGGAUGUCGUUUUCCUGCGUUGGCAUCGCGCUCGUGCAUUCCCGCCUGUGGUCACAUUAACCGCUCAUGCAUUAAAAAAUAAAAAAGACUGUGCUGGGGGGUCGUUCCUGCGAGGUAGUUUGCUCUGACUUUUAAGUUGUAUCAGUUUUAAAACGAUCAAGUCAUGAUUGUGGCCUUCUAGUAUUCUGUCGGUACAUGACGUCAUUAAUCUCUCGUGCCCGCCCGCCCAUCUGUCUGGACCCAAACGUACACCUGCAGCUUCUUACCUCAUCCACAGCUGAUUCCAUCUGGGUGUGUUUGAGUGCAAAAAAAAGAAAAGUUCAAAAAAAGAAAAAACAAAGAAAAGUCUUUUUUUAUCUUCCAUUUGGUGAGAUGCAUUGUAGCGAUAUGAAUAAAGAAAAAGUUCACCUGGUGUGCUGAAUAAUGUGUAAAUUGGUAAUUACACAAUCUGAAUAUUUGUAUAAUUGUUUGUAUUUUUUCAUAAUGAUUUUGGAAAGGAAUGUGUUUAUUUUUUUGACUUCUGUUCCAGAUGUGUCUUCUGUUGGCCUGACAUUGUGACUGGUCUGGUGGGAUUCUUACCUCUGUAUUGAGCCUCUUCUGUGAUGAAUUCUUUGUAUGCAGUGUUUAGGAAAUACUGUAGGGAACAUGGGGAGGAGUUGAUAUUAGGAGCAUUUGAUCAAUUUGUAUUUAUUUAUUUUAUCAUUUUGUUAAUAAAUUGUGAAAAGCA
Messenger RNA from Pelmatolapia mariae (spotted tilapia), 8884 nucleotides. It is a transcript of the gene phf21ab, whose product is annotated as PHD finger protein 21Ab. The transcript has 19 exons. The record is from RefSeq and is a predicted model, not a curated record. The coding region runs from base 862 to 3384 and encodes 840 amino acids. Gene Ontology annotation, cellular component: histone deacetylase complex. Gene Ontology annotation, molecular function: chromatin binding. Gene Ontology annotation, biological process: negative regulation of transcription by RNA polymerase II. Lineage: Eukaryota; Metazoa; Chordata; Actinopteri; Cichliformes; Cichlidae.